GGGGGGGGGGGUUAAGGAGAGGCAAGGGAGUGACACAGACAAAGAGAGCAGGUUGAGAAAACAAAUGUAUAAAAAGAGGGACUGUGAGAAAAGAGUCAAACGAUAAGGAGAGAAAGAAAGCAGGAGUGAGGUAGGGAAAAACAGGCAGACAGGGAGAAUAGAAUGUUUAGGCUAGAGACCAGAGUCCAGAGAGAAAAAUAAACUAAAAGGGUGACUCAGGGAAAACUCCAGUCCGGUCAUGGAAGCAGAGCUGGAAGAAGAGGAUGGGAGUUUCACUAACAUCUCCCUAGCUGAUGACAGACCUACAGUGGACAGAGGAACUGCAGUCCUGCAUACCAAACAGGACAAGGAGGACUUCACCAUGAACUGUGACAUGGAUGGAGACAUGGAGAACCAGGUAGAGAUGGAGGAGAAGACGAGGCUCAUCAACCAGGUGCUGGAGCUACAACACACACUGGAAGACCUUUCAGCACGUGUGGAUGCGGUCAAAGAGGAGAACCUGAAGUUGAAGUCGGAGAACCAGGUUCUAGGCCAGUACAUCGAGAACCUCAUGUCGGCCUCCAGCGUGUUCCAAACCACCGACAACAAGAGCAAACGGAAGUAACCCAUGACGACCAAGGGGAGUGAGACCCCCUACAAUAGCCUGGUAGCAGAUCUGUUUGUGCCAUCUCCAUGUUUGGGAUGACACAAACCGUAGGCAUGAUAGCACAAACAGACUGGCACUCAGGCUACCUGCAACAUCUCCUCUCCCAAGUGACAGCAGAGGAGGUAGAUGCUGUUUGUAACCACAGUUCUAGGGACGGAUAUGGACGUGUUCCAAAUGGCAGAUUAUUUCCUAAGUAGUGCACUAUGUAGGGAAUAGGAUGUCAUGAGCUCUGGUUAAAAGUAGUGUACUAUGUAGGGUAGUCUGAUCCUAGAUCUGUGGUUAGGGGCAACUUCUAAUUCCAGACCCCAAAAUCCUCCCUACACUCCAACCACACCCCCAACCCUAAGAGUCCAGUUUACAUUGUUGUUUGACCUCUUUUUACCCUCCUAACAUCAAACCCCAGACAUGAUUUAACGGUUUUAGAAUUCAUCUUAUUUUAGAAUACUGUUUUGUUGUCAUGUCAACUGCAUCUGUAAUGAGUUUUGACAUCAGACCUUUUUUUAUUUUGAUGACUGGUUAAUACUGGUUGGAUCUGGAAGGAAACUGGACUUGUUGUAUAUGAAUAUGGCCAAACUCCUGGCCCCAAAUUUGAAUCAAACAUAUUGAAUGACAUGUCAAUGUCAUUCAAUAAUAUAAUAUUAACACAUUCCAUCGACUUAUCUCUCAUCUGAUUGAUUGGUCGAAAGGUUACUAAGUAUGUUUUUUAAUUGUUAAUUUCCACCACUUAUUGAUCAACACAAACAUUAUGAAAUAUGAUUCUGUAUGAUGUAUUUUUAAGCAGUACUACUGGUAUGCUACUCAUUCCACUAGGAAUGGGAUUCCUAAUUCAUAUCGUCACCAUGGAGUGCUGUGUGAAGUCAGUAGGUAAAGGAAAAAGCACAGUAAACGUGUUAUGCUGUACAUAACAAAUGAUGCCAUCUUGAAUGCAACCCUUGACUAGGGUCAAGCUACACUACAGGGUGAGACGGCCUCCUUUACCUAUGAUGGUGGAGGGAGGACAGAGUCAGGGAGGACAGAAGAGAGCUCUGCUUUUUACAGUUAAGAGCCUUGAGUGGUAUUGAUUAGAACACUCAGGCUGUAGAACACUCCGGAAGGUUCUGUCAGUGCAUUAACACAGAGCUGCUGAUGGUAAUGGACUGUGGAAGCCCGAGGCUGGUUAUAGUAGAGAGAAAUAAGGUAAGGGUACAGCAAGAAAUUCUAUGAGAACCUUUAUCAGGGAUGUGAUUGGGAUUUUGGCUAGGAGAUAGCUAGGUCAGUUUCAAUUCUAUUUGAAUAGAGGAUAAAAUGGUUAAAUGCCUAAUUAAUCAGGAAGAAUCACAACACUCAGUUGUACAGAGAUCAGAGUUUUGAGGUUCUAUUGGUUCCAGGUGCUAAAGGAAUAGAUUAGGGAAUAUUGAGAUGAUUCCACUGCACUUCAAUGCAUCACGUUAUUUAAUUUUAUUUCAAUAUAAAAUAGUAUUUUUAUUUUGUAAUAUGUUAAAUGGUAUUAUAUUGUAUGCUCCACGGACUCUUGUUAGUCCCAAAUGGCACUCUAUUCCCUAUAUUAGUGCACUACUGUGGGCCUAUAGGGCCCUGGUCAAAAGUCGUCCACUGUUCCCUACAUAGAGUGCCAUUUGGGACAUCCACCUUAGUUUUUCCUUCAGGCAUGUUGAUAAUGUCUACACACAUCCUAUGGAACUAACUGCCUGGUGUGUAGAAGUUUAGAGCUUCUAUGACUAUGUUGCCUUUUAACACUUUUGUUUUAAUAAAAAAAAAUACUUGUUA
Messenger RNA from Salmo salar (Atlantic salmon), 2410 nucleotides. The record is from RefSeq and is a predicted model, not a curated record. NCBI's taxonomy places the organism in Eukaryota, Metazoa, Chordata, Actinopteri, Salmoniformes, Salmonidae.